This is a messenger RNA of Vigna radiata var. radiata (mung bean), 665 nucleotides long. RefSeq names its product 40S ribosomal protein S27-2. Gene Ontology annotation, cellular component: ribosome; cytosolic small ribosomal subunit. Gene Ontology annotation, molecular function: structural constituent of ribosome; RNA binding. The transcript has 4 exons. Lineage: Eukaryota; Viridiplantae; Streptophyta; Magnoliopsida; Fabales; Fabaceae. Gene Ontology annotation, biological process: ribosomal small subunit assembly; translation. Bases 133 to 393 code for a protein of 86 amino acids. The record is from RefSeq and is a predicted model, not a curated record.
CAUCUGGCCCGACCCAGAUAUCAACACCACAACUUUAUAAUUCUAUUUCCCACUGUCUCUUUUCCCUUCUUUGCUGCUGCAAAACCUAGGGUUAAGAGUUUUUCUUAGGUUUUCAGCCGCUUUCUGCACACAAUGGUUCUUCAAAACGAUAUUGAUUUGCUGAAUCCUCCGGCUGAGUUGGAGAAGAGAAAGCACAAGCUCAAACGUCUUGUUCAGUCACCAAAUUCUUUCUUCAUGGAUGUCAAGUGCCAAGGCUGCUUCAACAUAACAACUGUGUUUAGCCACUCUCAGACAGUUGUGGUAUGUGGUAACUGCCAGACAGUGUUGUGCCAACCAACAGGUGGGAGAGCGCGGUUAACGGAAGGGUGCUCAUUUAGGAAGAAGGGAGAUUGAAUGGUGCAGUAAUCAAGGUUUUCUUCUUCCUCCUUUAGGAAGAAGGGAGAUUGAAUGGUGCACUCAGAUUGAAUGGUGUAGUAAUAAGGUUUUCUUUAUCUAUAGUGAAGAGUUUUUGUGUUAGAAGAGUUUUUUUUUUUUAUAUGAAAUCAAUUUUAAAUGCGGUAUUAAUUUUUGUUAUAUUACAUGUACUAUCCAAUCUCUUUUUAUUAUAGUUUUUGGAUAUUUAUUUUACAGAUUUAUUAUUGAAUGAAUAUGGUUCACUUUGGAUA